AUGGCUGACACAAAAAUACUAGUAGCUGCGAUUGACUUUGGGAGCUCCGGGGCAGGAUAUGCAUUCUCUUUUGCAUACCAAUAUAAAAACAAUCCUUUAGAUAUCUCAACGUCGGUAUGGAAUAAUGGAAACGGACCAGUUCAGACAAAAGUUCCAACCGUUCUUCUUUUUGAUUCGCGUAAGAAAUUCCACUCUUUUGGAUUUGAAGCCGAGGACAAAUAUGAAGAGCUUCUGAACACAAACAAAGCUGAUAAAUGGUAUUUUCUGAAGGGAUUUAAGAUGCAGUUGUAUAGUGCUGUGAAUGCUGGAGAGGAUAUACGAAAGGAUUUUAAGUUGGUGGAUGUUGCAGGAAAAAGUAUAUCUGCAAAAUUAGUUUUUUCUGCUGCUAUUGGUUUUUUGAAAGACCAUUUCAUUCAGCAAAUGCAUUGGAGAAAGCUAGGUACAUUUGAUGAUGACAUAUUUUGGGUAGUGUCUGUACCAUCAAUCUGGAAUGACUCUGCAAAACAGUUUAUGAGAGAAUCAGCUGAAAAGGUUGGAAUCAAAGGUAAAAAAUUCAUAAUGGUAUAUGAACCUGAAGCUGCAUCUAUUUACGCAAGACUUCUACCUGUUGAUAAGUUAGUUGGAGAAAAUGGUGGAGUCCUGCUUAAAGCUUUUGAUCCGGGUCGAAAGUUUAUUGUUGUUGAUGCUGGAGGUGGUACCGUAGACAUCUCUGCUCAACAAGUUUUAGAGAACGGCGAGCUUAAAAUAAUACACAGAGAAUGCGGUGGUCCAUGGGGCGGUGAAUGCAUCAACAAAAAAUUCGUUAAUAUGCUCAAAGAACUUUUUGGACAGGAAAUCCUAAAACAGUUUAAAAAGAACAACGGAGAGGAUUUUUUACAAUUACUAAGGGAUUUUGAGGUCAAGAAAAAAAAUCUUAGAGUAGAAGGCAAGGAGUCAGUAACCAUUCGAAUGCCUUUAAGUCUUAUAGAAGAAUCAGAUAUUUUAACGGCAAUUGCUAGUUCAAGAUUUAAAGAAACGAUACGACUUAAAAGAGACAAACUAUUAAUUGCAGAAUCUUUAUUUGAAACGUUCUUCUCGGAACCAAUACAAAUGAUCAUUGAAAAGAUACUAUCCAUUUUAAAAAGCGAAACAUGCUCUGAUGUUAGUGCAAUAAUGAUGGCAGGUGGUUUUUCAGAGGCUGAUAUAUUACAAGAUGCCAUUAAAAAGGAAUUCCAAUCACUGGAAGUUUUUGUUCCCAUUGAUGGGUCGCUUUCAGUAUUGAAAGGAGCUGUUAUAUAUGGUCACAAUCCCAAUGUAGUAUCAUCAAGAGUAUGUUAUUAUACUUAUGGCGUGGCUCUUGCAAAACCAUUUGAUUCAAGUAUUCAUGAUCCAGAAAAGAGAUAUUUCUGGGACGGAAGAGAAAUGUGUGAUUCUCUAUUUGAAGUUCUUUUCCAAAUUGACGAAGAAGUACAUAUUGGACAAACCAAAACUAUUGAUGUCGGGGAAACAUUUCUUUCACGUGAUACAGAUGAAUUUAGACAUGAUCCAAUAAUAUACCAAUUCAUGGUAAGCAAUAAAAAGGAUCCCUUCUAUAUUACAGAUGAAGGUUGCAUGGAACAUGGAUCCAUAAUUGUCUCUCCACCAAAUGGAACGUGGCCGCAAAUAGUCCAUGGCAAAAUAUUACUCAAAAUUGCUGGAACAGAGCUCGUUGGAACAUUUUUAAACGAAGAUACAUUGGAAGAAACGUCAGUUAGAUUUGAAUUUUUGCCGUCAAUCAAUAAGAAUCCAGAGAGACAAAGGUUGUUUGAUCCGUUCUAUCUAGACAUUUAG
Molecule: messenger RNA, 1809 nt
Organism: Mytilus trossulus (common blue mussel)
Lineage: Eukaryota; Metazoa; Mollusca; Bivalvia; Mytilida; Mytilidae
Product: heat shock 70 kDa protein 12A-like
Exons: 4
Coding region: 1-1809 (602 amino acids)
Molecular function (GO): ATP-dependent protein folding chaperone; ATP binding
Source: RefSeq, a predicted model, not a curated record